CCGAAGCAGCAAAGCAACCCCUUCCAUCUCUCUCGCAUUCCAUUGUUCAUUUGUGUGCGCGUAUAUAAGGAAUUACUGCUCGAAUCGUCGAUAAUAUACUCCUCCGUCGUUUUCCUUCCUCCGGCGCAACCUAUGCUUCUCUCUCCACCGCUUCUUCUCACCCUCUUUUCCCUCCCCUAGCUCUUUUUUUGUUCAGUUUUUCUGCAUUGGACUUCUUCCUAUUCUCUAGCUUCUUUGCAGUGGCAAGCAGGAACCAGAAGUAGUGGUUUCAAGUUUCUAGAGAGUUCGCUUUAAUGGCGGAGCAUGUUUACUGCUGUGAGCCAAAGUUUUUCCUUUUCUUAGCCGUAAUUGUGCUUCUCGUCCUGUUUGCUGGCUUGAUGUCGGGCCUUACCUUGGGCCUCAUGUCCUUGAGUCUUGUUGAUCUUGAAGUUCUCGCUAAGUCUGGCACCCCUAAGGAUCGCCAAUAUGCUGAGAAGAUAUUGCCUGUUGUCAGAAAUCAACAUUUAUUGCUCUGUACUCUGCUGAUUUGCAAUGCCGCGGCCAUGGAGGCACUUCCUAUCUUUCUUGAUGGUCUCGUUACGUGGUGGGGCGCUAUCCUGAUUUCAGUGACAUUGAUUCUUCUGUUUGGUGAGAUUAUCCCUCAGUCUGUUUGUACUCGAUAUGGGCUGUUGAUUGGUGCAACAGUGGCUCCCGUUGUCCGUGUGCUUGUAUGGAUAUGCUUUCCAGUUGCUUUUCCAAUCAGCAAGCUUUUAGACUUUUUGCUGGGUCAUCGGAAUGCAGCCCUUUUCCGCAGAGCUGAGUUAAAAACUCUUGUAGACAUGCACGGUAAUGAGGCUGGAAAAGGUGGAGAAUUGACACAUGAUGAAACAACUAUUAUUGCUGGGGCACUUGAACUAACUGAGAAAACUGCCAGUAAUGCUAUGACCCCUAUAACUGAAACUUUUGCCAUUGAUAUUAAUGCAAGGCUUGACAGGGAAUUGAUGAGUUUAAUAUUGGAGAAAGGGCAUAGCAGAGUCCCAGUCUAUUAUGAGCGACCUACAAACAUUAUUGGACUUAUUCUGGUCAAGAACUUAUUGACAAUUCACCCAGAAGAUGAGGCACCAGUGAAGAGUGUGACCAUUCGAAGGAUUCCAAGAGUUGAAGGCAGUAUGCCACUGUAUGACAUCUUGAAUGAGUUUCAGAAGGGCCAUAGCCACAUGGCUGUUGUUGUAAAGCAGUGUGAAAAUUCAUCCCAACAUUCUGCCAGUAAACAUGGCUCAACGAAAGAGUGGAGUGUGGAUAUUGAUGGUGUUAAACCUUCUCCUGAGAAAGUUCUCUUCAAAAAGAAGCCACUUCAUAAGUGGAAAAGCUUUCCAAAUUCACAUAAUUCUCCCAAGCUUGGCUCUCGAUCCAAAAAAUGGUCAAAGAAUAUGUACUCGGACAUUCUGGAGAUUAAUGGAAGUUCACUUCCAAGGCUUCCAGAAGAAGAAGAAGCUGUUGGGAUCAUUACAAUGGAAGAUGUUAUUGAAGAGCUUUUACAGGAGGAGAUAUAUGACGAGACAGAUCAUCAUUAUGAGGACUCCUGACCAAAAAUGAUCCAGUGUUCAUGUACAGAGCCACCAAAUAAUCGCAUCGUUUUCUUGUUUUAUGUACAUGGAUAUUGCAAUUUAGGAGUGAGAGCUUCGAAUAGGUCGGGAUUCAGAAAUGUGAUUUUAGAUUAGAAGAUGACAAAGCCAUGAUCAGGAAUAGGGUAGGUAUGAGGAACUACAGCUACUCUGUACUUUGCAUCAUCGAUACAUUUUGUUGCCGAGGAUCCACCACCCCACAGGAUCAUCACGUGCUUUGCUGCACAUUUUCAUGUUUUGAGGGUGGGGCAAGUUAUGUCAUUAAGUGUAAAAUUAAUGUUUUGGACUUCUUAUUAGAUGCGCUUUUGUCGGCGUUAGCCAAAAAAAAAAAAAGUGCUAUAAUUCAAUUGUAAGUUUCAUAUUGAAGAAUCAAUGAAGUUCAAUGUCCUCCUGUGA
This is a messenger RNA of Neltuma alba, 2000 nucleotides long. Its product is annotated as DUF21 domain-containing protein At4g33700. NCBI's taxonomy places the organism in Eukaryota, Viridiplantae, Streptophyta, Magnoliopsida, Fabales, Fabaceae. The record is from RefSeq and is a predicted model, not a curated record. The transcript is spliced from 11 exons. The coding region runs from base 294 to 1565 and encodes 423 amino acids. Gene Ontology annotation, biological process: magnesium ion homeostasis; intracellular manganese ion homeostasis. Gene Ontology annotation, cellular component: cytoplasm.